Molecule: messenger RNA, 2397 nt
Organism: Branchiostoma belcheri (Belcher's lancelet)
Lineage: Eukaryota; Metazoa; Chordata; Leptocardii; Amphioxiformes; Branchiostomatidae
Product: probable ATP-dependent RNA helicase DHX35
Exons: 29
Coding region: 164-2260 (698 amino acids)
Cellular component (GO): catalytic step 2 spliceosome; intracellular anatomical structure
Molecular function (GO): RNA binding; ATP binding
Source: RefSeq, a predicted model, not a curated record
UUAUACAAUUUGGAAUGAAUGAUUUACUUACAGUUCUUAUGUAAUGGACUAACCAUGUAAAGAAAUAAGUCUGAAGUCUACAUGUUGCAGGUUUUUUCCCCAACUGCUGAGAUUGUCUACUUGCUGAGGAAGAAAAAUCAGAGCCCAACGGAUAGAUUCUGCCAUGGCCAAGUUUGUUCCCAAGUUUUGGAAACCUGGUACAGAAGCCCCAGGUGUUCAUGAGGAGAGGGACCAGGUGAGUGAGGGGAGUGGUGAGGCUGUUGUCUACAACCCUAACGCUUCACUGUCCAUCCAGCAGCAGAGACAGAGGCUACCUGUCUUUGGGUAUCGUAACCAGAUCCUGUACCUGGUGGAGAGGUACCAGACUGUGGUGAUUGUAGGAGAGACAGGCUGUGGCAAGAGCACACAGAUCCCACAGUACUUACUGGAGGCUGGCUGGGGAGCAGAGGGUCAUGUGAUUGGAGUGACCCAGCCCAGGAGGGUAGCCUGUACUACAGUGGCCAAUCGAGUGGCAGAAGAGAGGGGUGCAGUCCUGGGCCAUGAGGUCGGCUAUUCCAUCCGGUUUGACAACCGCAUUGAUCCAGAAACUACCAAAAUCAAGUUCCUGACCGACGGCAUGUUGGUACGGGAGAUGAUGGCUGAUCCACUCCUCAGGAAGUACAGUAUUUUGAUGUUGGAUGAGGCUCAUGAGAGAACCCUACACACUGACAUCAUCAUUGGUCUGCUGAAGAAGAUUCAGAAGAAGAGAGAAGACCUACGGAUCAUUGUCUCAUCAGCCACACUGGACGCAGAAGCCUUCAGGGAUUUCUUCAACAAGAAUGUUUCUGAUCUGGAAAGUUUCGACACAGCUCGAAUAUUGUCCAUAGAAGGUAGAGCCUUCCCAGUCAGUAUCUACUACAGAGAAAGUCCAGUUCCAGAUUACGCCAAGGCCACAGUAGAAACCAUAGUGAAGAUCCAUGAGGGAGAGAGACCAGGAGACAUUCUGGCUUUUCUUACAGGACAAGAAGAGGUGGAUUCUGUGGUGUCAGACCUCAUUGAGUACAACCGCUCCAGCAGGAGACAGGGUGAGAGGAGAAUGAAGAUGAGAGUUCUCCCCAUGUACGCAGCCCUUCCCCCUGGAGAACAGCUGAAAGUCUUUGAAAGAGUGUCGCAAUCUACCAGGAAGGUUGUUGUUGCCACAAACAUUGCUGAAGCCUCCAUCACUAUCAAUGGCAUUGUGUAUGUUGUUGACUGUGGCUUUGUGAAGUUGAGGGCCUACAACCCCCAGUCUGGAGUAGAAUCCCUUGUGAUCACGCCGGUCUCCCAGGCGUCAGCUGGCCAGCGGGCGGGGCGGGCUGGAAGGGUGCGCUCAGGCAAGGUCUUCAGACUCUACACAGAGGAAGAUUUCCACAAACUGAAGACCAACACAGUCCCAGAAAUGCAAAGGAGCAACUUUGCCUUUGUGAUCCUGCAGCUGAAGGCUCUGGGCAUUGAUAACAUCCUCAGAUUCAACUUUCUCUCUUCUCCGCCAGCUCAGAUUGUUAUUAGAGGAUUGGAAGUCCUGUAUGCACUUGGGGCAUUAGACAAAGAUGGUGACUUGACCAGACCACUUGGUUCCAACAUGGCAGAGUUCCCUCUCAGUCCCAUGUUUGCCAAAAUGCUGCUGGAGUCAGGAAAGUUUGGAUGCUCAGAGGAAAUUCUUACCAUCGCUGCAGUGCUGCAAGUCCAGAACAUCUUUGUUCACCCUUCUAACCGGAAAAUUGAAGCACUAAGAGCUCACCACAAGUUUGCUGUGGAGGAGGGAGACUUAAUCACUAUGCUGAAUGUCUACGAGGCCUUCAUCAAGAACAAGAAGAGCUCCCGUUGGUGUCAGCAGUACUUUCUGCAUUACAAAGGACUGGUGAGAGCCACGAUGAUUCGUGAGCAGCUGAGAAAACUGCUGGUGAAGUUUGACGUCCCCAUGAACUCAUCUGAAGGGGAUGUUGACCCAGUCUGUCGAUGUAUAGUGUCAGGAUUCUUUGCUAAUGCUGCCAGGUUUCAUCCUACUGGUGUCUACAGGACUGUGCGAGAUGACCACGAGCUCCACAUCCACCCCAACUCCUGUCUGUACAGGGAAAAGCCUCCGCUCUGGGUCGUGUUCAACGAGGUUCUCCACACCUCCAAACAGUUCAUGAGAGACGUAACUGUGAUUGACCCAAGUUGGCUGUAUGAGUUAGCUCCACACUACUAUGAAUAUGGAACGGAAAGAGAACUUGCAGCAAAAAGAGCCAGGUUGGAGUGAGAGUACCCAAAGCAUUCAUACGUAAGGUAUCACUGGGCUUUAAGGAAGGGAAUCAACGGCAAAUUGUUGACAAUGGAGGACUCAGUCUAAUCCCUGUGUAUUAUAUUUUUGUAAAAAUAAAGAACAGAAAAAAUUCC